Alternaria atra is the source of this 2871-nucleotide messenger RNA. RefSeq lists its product as uncharacterized. Bases 1 to 2871 code for a protein of 956 amino acids. The record is from RefSeq and is a predicted model, not a curated record. Gene Ontology annotation, molecular function: phosphopantetheine binding; catalytic activity. Lineage: Eukaryota; Fungi; Ascomycota; Dothideomycetes; Pleosporales; Pleosporaceae. The transcript has a single exon.
AUGGCACAUUCCGACAGCGCGGAAAUACUCAUGGAGCCAUCGAAGCUCGUACUUGGCAAGGUCAUAGCUGACUUGCUCGAGAUUGAUGCCGAAUCCCUGGACUGGAAUACCUCGUUUAUAUUGCUGGGUGGUGACUCCAUCCUAGCAAUUGACUUUAUUGUCAGAUGUCGCGACGAAGGCAUCGUUGUAGAUAUGAAGGAGCUCUUGGAGGCGGAAAGCUUGGCAGCACUCGCUGAGCAGAUAGACCGCCGCAACAUUGGAGCUGCCAACGGAGUCAAUGGACACACAAAUGGAGUCAACGGAAACGGAAACGGAGUCCAUGGACAUGCAAAUGGAUUAAACGGACAUGGAAAGCCCGCAGUUUUGAACGGCCGGAAUGAUUGGAACGCAAGUGGUACGGCGGUUGUUGGUCGUCGAUUGCGCUUUGCGUCCAUGGAAAUUGCACAAGGCGAAGUCGCGCCCAUCUUGAGCACAUUGGAGCGCAUUGUCGCCCGACACUCAGCUUUGCGUUCCAAAUGGUCCGUCUCAUCACUCGGUCACUGGAAGCUCACAUCCAGCGCCCCGUCAACAACAAUGGGGCAUCGCCAAUUUUAUUUCGCAGAGAGCUUGGGAGCGGAAAAUAUGAACGAUGCAUAUGAAGCACUGACGAGGGCUUUGGCAUCUGUUGAAGCGCCGCCAUUUGGAUGUUUGGCCAUGGCCAACCAUGCAAUCAAGGGUACUCGUACCAUGGUCCUAGCUGCAGAUGCUAAUCUCGUCGAUUCGCUCUCUAUGCGCCUUGUGCUGCGCGAGUUGGAAGUAUGCGCCAAAGGGUCGCACGUUGAACCCAGCUUCGACUUCCAAUUCAGCGAUUGGGUAGCUCAAGGAUGCUACGGUCGCUCAGUAGGUCCUCGGCAUCGUCGGACUUCUCCAAGGUCACUGAAGUAUCCGCUGGAAGAAGCCAAUGUGACGAGGUCUAAGUCGACGGACGAUACGGGUAUGUCGGGAUUGGAUGGACAUGCUGAAGGCUUCCUCACUUUCACGCUUUCUCAUUCGACAACCGAGAAGCUUUUGGCAUCGCAAACGCACGCUUCCCUGAGGACAAGUCCGGUCGACAUUGUGAAUGCAGCUCUCUCUCGCGCCCUCUGGUCACACUCUCAGGAUCCGGAGGCGGUCCUUCGUAUCCAGUCUGCGUACAGCAUUCGCGAGGAGCAGAGCAUCCCCUUGGAAAGCAUAGGCUGUUACGAGGUUGAGGUUGGAUUUGAAGCACUCGCACCGGAACCUCAGGAGAGAUUGAUCCACGCAGUUCGGCGCACACGUGAUGCUCGCGCAGGGCACUCCUGCCGCGACGUCUUGGAGCGAUGCGCCGGGUCCACCGCGGCAAUCUACGUCGACUGCACGCGCCUCGAGAAAAGCCAGCAAGACUUGUCAUGCCGCGAUUGGCGCUUCUCGGAUCCCAUUCUCGGCCAUGGUGCGCGUGUGGUUGUCGAAAUGGUAGCCGACCAGGCACGUGUUUCCGUAGACCUCGAGGGUACGAGUCUUGAUGCUGAGCGCGUUGCCAACGAGUUGGAAAGCUGCCUCGAGCAAAUGGCGAAUGCGCUCAUCAACGCUCCGCCAACGGCGACGCUGGCCGACUUUCCCCUCGUGCAGUGGCCCUACUCGGCGCUGGACGAGCUCGCGGCAGAGCUGCAGACGCACAGCAUGAGCAUCGACGACGUCGAGUCCAUCGCCCCUUGUUCGGCGGUGCAGGAGAGCUUCUUUGUCAGCCAAGCCAUGAACUCUGCGUCCUACGUCAGCCAUGUCUCCAUCACGCUGCAGUCUGCCGCCGCCCAGACGGCCGGCGGGCCCGCAGUCGAGCGCAUUAUCGAGGCGUGGAAAGAAACCGUCAAGCGGCAUGCGAUGCUGCGCACGACGUUUGUCGAGAGCAAGGACCGGCUGGGCAAAAGCGACCAGGUGGUUCUCGAGCCCUUGGCGAUGCCGCCCUGCGUCGAGGUGCGGCCCGCUCCCGCCAGCGGCCGCCCCGCGGUACGCCCACGCCCACGCCCAUUCCAAGCCCCGCUCCGCCUCUGCAUCUCCGAAGUCAGCGCGGCGGAGCUUCGACUCGAGCUCGAGAUAUCGCAUGCCCUCGUCGAUGGCCACUCUGCACGUAUCCUGCUGCACGACUUCCGUGCUAGCUAUGUGCGCACAGCCCACUUCUCCGCGCAGCCGCCGCUUCCCUACGCUGUUUUCGCAUCCCGCCAGCAGCGCGUCGCGGGCAGCGAAGAGGCAUCUGCCGGCGCCGCCUACUGGACAGGGUACCUCAACGCCGCCACCGAGUCGCGUCUGCCUGUCCUCACCAGCAAUCCCCACCUCUGCCAGCUCGAGACGGCCAGUUGUUCCUUGCCACUACCCGAAGGACAGCUGCGCGCCGUGUGUGGACGAUUCGCCAUCACUCCGGCGAACCUGUUCCACAUUGCCUGGGCGCUGGCCAUCCGCCGCCUCACGCUUUCCGACUCCGUCACCUUCUCGUACAUUGUCUCUGGGCGUGACAGCCAUGUCGAGGGCGCCGAGGCGAUUGUGGGUCCUCUGCUCAACACGCUGCCUUGCGCCCUGACAUUGACGCCCGAGACGAGCGUCGCCGAUGCGCUGUCGUUGGCCAAACGAGACUGGCAAAAUGGCUUGCAGUUUCAAAAUACACCCAUAGCCUACCUGCCCACGGCAAAGACUCAGUCGCUGAAGCUCCUCGGAAAUACGCUGCUCUCCAUUGAGCGAGAAGCAACAAACAGCCAUGUCUUGGCCAAGGGAAUCUCCAUGACCAUAAACGAGAGGACAAGCGCAACAGAUGUAAGAGACAUGUUCCUUGCUUAUUCGGUACUUCACUUACAAAACAACAGUUUGACCUAUCAGCCAAUUUGA